AUGCAUAGUCAGUUACUGACUGUGAGGCGCAAAUUCGACACUGCAACUCAACAUCAAAAAGAACUUGUCGAUGACACAAUUACACGUGUCACUCUAGCGCAUUUAACAAAACGAUACGAUGAAGGUUUUAACAUGUUGUCUGAACUAUUUAUAAAAAUCAAAAAAUUUUCAAUACCAUUUUCUGUAUCAAUUCCUCUCGAUUGGAAACAAUGUGAAAUACUGUGUUAUAUAUUUAUGGGUGUCACAGAAUUAAGAAGAAAUUCAUGGUUAAAAUUAAAUCGUGUGUUAGUCCAAACUGAAAACAGUCAAGCGAGACAACAAACUAAACGUUAUAAAAAACAAAUUAUUUUAGGUGAAUUGCAUCAGUAUUGCAAUGAUAUUUUGUUGAUGAUUGAUCAGCAUUUGUUAUAUUGGUGGUCAAAAUUACAAGGUCAAGAAAUUCGCACUUUCUAUUUACGUAUUAAGGGUGAUUUAUUAUUUUAUUUGGCGGAAAGUUCACGAUACGAUAUGAAAACUGAAUAUAUGCUCUCUUCAUUGAGCAUGUAUAAUGAAGCAAUCGAACGAUCAACAUUCGAUCUUCCAGCCUAUAAUUCGACCUUAUUAUCGGUCUACUAUAACAAAGCGAUGCUGUUCAUUAUUCUGACUCAGGAAUACCAGGUAGCUCGAGAUUUAUUAUGUGAAGCACUUACAAAAGCAAAGGAACAAUAUGCUGUUGAAAUACAGACUGUACCACCGUUGGAUCUUAAUCAGCAAGAAAUGUGGCCAGUAUUUCAACGAAUUGAAACAUUAUUAAAAUCGAUUGAUCAUGUCUGUCACGGUGGCAGUUGUAAUUAA
Didymodactylos carnosus is the source of this 834-nucleotide messenger RNA. The record is from the annotation of a GenBank genome assembly. NCBI's taxonomy places the organism in Eukaryota, Metazoa, Rotifera, Eurotatoria, Philodinida, Philodinidae.